AAAUUACUCCAAAAUUAAUUUUCGUGAGAAUCGUAGCACGUGGUGACAGCGCAAAAGUUUCCAAACAAAGUGUUUUUAAUAGUGUUAUUAAAUAGAAUAAAAUGGUAAUAAUGAAAACUAAAAAAGUUAAGAAGAAUUUUAAACCACGAAAAUUUCAACAUGCAACUAAAGAAGAGGAAAACGCGGACGUCGUACGUGAAGUAAUCCCCAAAGAUGUCCGUAUCAUAGCCCAGGAAGUGCAAAUUGUGCGUUCGCUUGCAUGUAAUGAUCUUAACAAACGUAAUCGCCAAAUCCGUAAGCUACGCAAAUGGCUGCAAAUACGGGCACGUAGUUCUUUUCCUUUCUCAGAGGAGGAUUUUCUGCGCAUUUGGAAAGGCCUAUACUACAAUAUGUGGAUGUCAGACAAACCAUUGGUGCAAGAAGAUUUGGCCGAACAAUUAGGAAAAUUAAUUGAAUGUUUCGACGGCGAUGUGGCAACUAGUGUGAAUUUUUUCGGCGCGUUCAUGAAAACAAUGUGCAAUGAAUGGUUUGGCAUUGAUCAAUGGCGUAUUGACAAAUUCAUGAUGUUGGUACGACGAAUGCUGCGUUAUAUGUUCCGUGUUUUGAGUGGCACUGGCUGGACUAAAGACUCCAUACAAUUAUUUAAUGAACAUAUGCAAAUGACAGUUUUGGCUGAGGAAAGCCCCGCUAUAGGCUUGACUAUGCACUAUCUAGACAUUUUCUUUGAAGAAUUGGCAAAAGUAUCUGAAGGUAAAAUUAACGCCGAACAAGUGGGGAACUUCGUGCUUCCAUUUGUAACUUAUAUAGCUAAAGGCCGCAAUGCUAAACUGAUAUCGCACUGCCGAUCACAAGUGUUGGAACAUUUACUGUAUCAAAGUACUUUGGGCCGUGAAUAUUCCGAAAAAUUUAAUGCGUGGAAACUAAUGGGUUUCCCCACUGAGUCAAUCAACGACUUAGAAUUAGUUGAGGAUGAUGCGGAGGAAAACGUUGAAGGCGAAGAAAAUGAAAGAGCGGAACUACAGUCCAAAGAGAAAUACUUAGAUCCACGUGCAGGAAAUGUGGAUGUGUUCAUGCCUGAGCUGCCAUUAAAUGCUAAAUAUGUGAUUGAUGAAUUGGAAAGACUUUUAUAUAAAGAUGAGGAUAUUACCACAAAAAUUAGGAUGCGUUUGCGUAAGCUAUUGGAGGUUUUCAAAACCUAUCAGGGUGGUGAAUUUCCAUUGGGAAUAAAGAGUAUGCCGCGCUUUAAGGCAGACAAUGAAAAACCACUGAUGAAAGAAAAAAUAGAAAAAUUAGAAAAUGUUGAAAACGAACUGUUUGGUGUUGGACGAAAAUUAAAGCAAUUGAACAAAAGAAAACGCCGCAAGUUGCUCAAAUCACUGAAUUUCAGCGAAGUCGAUGAGUCAAAUUUCGAUGAAACUAUUAUGAAAGCUUUACCCAAGCAAUACCUAAAGGAAAGGAAAAGAAAAUCGAAUGCGUUCAUGGAUAACUGGGUAGAAGAAGAAUUAGGUGCAGAAGAUAUAUUGCCAAAGAAGAAACAGAAAAAGAAGAAGAACAAGGCCGAAAAAUCUAACGGAUUUACAGAUCUUGAAGCAGAAGAGACUAGUAAUAUUGAUGGCAUUAAAGACAACGCUCAAGAUGUAGACGACCGCAAGGUUCCAACACAAAGUGACAAAAUAGAGGAUGAAAAACGGCCAAAAACACCAAAAAGUAAAGACCUAACUACCGCACAGGCAACAACAACAGAACAGCAGCAAGAAAACGUUGAUAACAAUCCUAAAAAGGAAAAAGAAGGUUCAGCUAAAACCGCUAAAUCAGAGCGGGAUACGCCAUUGGCAGAAGGCGAAAUAGAAUACUUCAUACCAUCACGAAAAAUACAAUUGAAAAAUGCCAACGCAAAUCUUGUGCUAAAUCCUUUGGCGAAGAAGCUGCAAAAUAAUGUAUCCACACCGGUGAAUGCAAAGAAAGGAACUUUUACAGCGAACAACUCCACACCAGCGGGCAGCAUAAAGCGGGUGAAAAUAGCUCUUAAACACAACACUGCGCAAAAUCCCAGUGAGUACAUAAAGCAAAUUAAGAGUUCUCCAAAUUUGCCAUAUGAUGCAGACAAGAAGCCUGGAAAAGGCUUAUUGAAACCCAACUCAAUGCCUAGUCCAAUUAAUCCAUUUUACAAAAAGAAAAUUGGCUUACGACUAGCUAAUGAUUCAAUUUGAACUGUGUGAGAUGUACCCGGGAUUAUCUGCGUGAAGAUUUUUAUAUUUUAAUUCUAUA
Molecule: messenger RNA, 2268 nt
Organism: Bactrocera latifrons
Lineage: Eukaryota; Metazoa; Arthropoda; Insecta; Diptera; Tephritidae
Gene: Nnp-1
Product: ribosomal RNA processing protein 1 homolog
Exons: 1
Coding region: 102-2210 (702 amino acids)
Biological process (GO): rRNA processing
Cellular component (GO): preribosome, small subunit precursor; preribosome, large subunit precursor; nucleus
Source: RefSeq, a predicted model, not a curated record